AAUAGCCAAAGGACUUUGUUCCCCUUUAAUUUUUUUUUUUUUUUUUUUUUUUUUUUUUGGUUGGCUCGCUCAAUGGUCGCUAUUUGUUUAUUGACAUGACCGCCUGGUGCAAUUUGCUAGAGAAACAUUUGGAGAAAGAAAGUAAGAAAAGAAGAGACCAAAUAAAUAGAAUCCCCACACCUCUCCAUGUUUAUAUCGUCCCUCUCUCCCUUCUUGCUCUUCCUUUUCUUCUCUCCUUUUCCACCUACUCUCUGCAUUUCACUAUCAUAUCUUUUUUGUCUUUGAGUUUUGUGCUUGGCACAGCAAAAAAUCAAAUUCAAAAGGGUCUGGUCGGCCUUAUCUCGAGGAUACUACAACUAAACAAAAGCUAUCGUCUGGUCAUCUCAGCAGUCUGACUCCUGAUGCCUCUCCUCAAGGCACCGUCACAACAGCCAUUGAUCUACCAAUACCCAUGCUUGUAGCAACAGCCUCAAACCAUCACAUGAAACUACCAGAAAUGGGGGU
Lobosporangium transversale is the source of this 504-nucleotide messenger RNA. RefSeq lists its product as hypothetical. Bases 96 to 395 code for a protein of 99 amino acids. The record is from RefSeq and is a predicted model, not a curated record. Lineage: Eukaryota; Fungi; Mortierellomycota; Mortierellomycetes; Mortierellales; Mortierellaceae. The transcript has 3 exons.